Molecule: messenger RNA, 2690 nt
Organism: Aphis gossypii (cotton aphid)
Lineage: Eukaryota; Metazoa; Arthropoda; Insecta; Hemiptera; Aphididae
Product: pumilio homolog 3-like
Exons: 11
Coding region: 577-2310 (577 amino acids)
Biological process (GO): regulation of translation
Cellular component (GO): nucleolus
Molecular function (GO): mRNA binding
Source: RefSeq, a predicted model, not a curated record
UAAUACCUCAUUAUAAAUGAAAUGAUAAAAUAAUAAUACCAUUAGCUGCUUCCUAUGUACCGUAUUUUAAACUUCAGUUUUAGCAAAUGUGAAGGGUCGGGUGCAAAAACCGUGUAUCUCCACUUAUUUUUUCAAAAUGAAUGUUUUCAUAGAAUAUUAUUCAUGGAAGCAAUAUUUAUAAUUUGGUAUCAAAAUCAAAAAAAUCGAUUUAUUAUUCCCAAAUAAAUUUCAAAAUGAAUUAUAUCCCGCCAAUAGUGGUAACUGGGAUAAAGACAUUUGUUUUCUCCGUCAUGAACAAUUGAUAAAAAAGGAGAUAUCCGGUUCUUGCACUCGACCCUUCAAAUACUAUAAACCUAACCUAUCGUUUAUACUAUUUGGUAACGCGUUUCGUACUUUGUCCUUAACCCCUAUUCACAUGGUCGGCUUACUCGGCGUUGUUGAUUAUUGAUAUUGAUUGUUUAUUCGAGAAAAUAUAUAAUUUCAUUACCGCGUUUCUCGUUCUCGCCAUUGUUUUCAUCACUUAAUCGGAAAAUAUUCUACUUCUAUACUGCGCUUCGAUUUUCAAUUUACAACAAAAUGAAGAAAAACCGCAAUCCAUCUGCUGAUCAUAGUAUUCAAAACAAGCAAACGCUAAAUACUGAUGAUAUAGUUGACCUAACAUCAGAAGAUGCUGGAACAAUUGAAUCUGGUCUUGAAGAAUUAAAUAUUGCUGAUAAUCCUCGAGCCAUUAAGAAAACAGUACCAAAAAAAGAAAAACCAAAGCUUCGACUAAAAUGUAAAUCACAUAAAAGUCUAUUUUAUGUAGCUGUCGGAAAAGCUAAAAAGAUCUGGGAACUUAUGCGUCGUGAUGAUUGUACUAAGGAAAAAAAAGUAACCUUACUGAAGGACCUUUUUAAAUACUCCAAACCCCAUUUACAAACAAUGGUUUAUUUACAUGACAACAUUUGUAUAGUUCAAUGCCUGUUGAAACUAGGAACACCAGAAAUUCGUUCACAAGUCAUAAAUGAGCUAAUAAAACAUGUUCCAAAAAUUAUAUUUUGUAAGUAUGCUUCCUCAUGUGUACAAAAUAUGUUAAAACAAGGUGAUGCAGAACAGCGUAAAAUUAUAAUUAAUUCCUUGAAAGGAAAAGUCAAUAAAUAUAUAUUACAUACAAACUCUGCUAAGAUCAUGGAUUUGAUUUAUACAACUUAUGCAACACCGGAGCAGCAGAAUGCAAUGAUGCAUGAGUUGUAUGGUGCAUCUAGUGUCUUAUAUGAUUCACCCAAUGUGUUAUCAUUAACUGACAUAUUGGAGAAUUCACCAGACUCAAAGGACAUUAUACUUGCAAAAACAACAAAAAACAUUAGAAAAUUUGUUUUAAAACAAGAUACUUCUAUGCAGACAACAUUAGUUCAUAAUUUGAUUCGUGAAUACAUUGUAUAUACUGGAUUAGAAAAUUGUUAUGAACUGAUCACUUUCCUUAAAGAACUUCCAAUAGAACUAUUUUACUCAACCAAAAGUGGUUGUUAUAUUGCUAUGUCCAUGAUAAAUUGUGCAAACUCUAAGGAGCACAAGUCUCUAUUGAAAAAAAUUAAGGCUACUGCUGCUACGCGUGAUUUAGCCACAUCAGAUUAUGGAUAUUUAAUUUUGUUUGGCCUUUUCGACGGUGUUGAUGAUACAGCUCUGAUAAAAAGGAUAAUCUAUCCUGAAAUUUUGAAUAAUCUUGAAGAAAUUGUAAGUAAUGAGAAUGGCCGUAGGUUGAUGUUUUCAUUUGGGGUUUUCAGACGUUUACCAGAAAGUAACGGCAUAGGUGAGCGAGCAAGAAGACUCUCAGUUUCAAUUUUCAAUUCUCUUGUACGUUGUAUUCAAAAGAAUCCAAUGUGCUGGAUUAGUAAUCUAGAAAUGGCAAUGGUAUUAAAGGAUAUUAUACAUGAAUGCAGAGGAGCAAAAUUGAAAAAGUUAAUGACAACUGUAAUAAACUUUAUUUUUGAUCCUAAAAAUAAAUUAAAGGAUAGAUUUCUUGGAAAAGUUCCUGUUUAUGAACACUCUGGUGUUCUUAAGGCAAUAGAAUUGUUAAUGACUGGCGAUUUUUUAUUAACAUUAAAUAAUGAAAUAACAUUUUCUGAAGUAUUAUCAUCUAUAAUUACAACUGACAUAAUAAAAUCAUGGGUUAAACGUAAAGAUGCCUGUUAUUUGCUUGCUAAAAUGAUGGAUUCCGAAGUCGAGUUGGUUGUGGAAAAUAUAAAAUCAUUGUUUUCACCAACAAUUAUGGAUUUGUUAAAGGAACAACAAUUUGAUUUGGCUCAACGUUUAGUGUUAGAUUUAAGUUAAACAAAAAACGUUUUAAUAUUAGACAUUAAACAAUUAAAAAUGUGUAUAAAAUACUUAUAAGAGACAAUGAUAUCUAUUUUCAUAGUUAUAAAUAUUAAUUAUAUUUUUCCUGUUUUCGACAAUUUUUUUUAAGAUACUGUAUAAAUGCCAGACAACUUGGACAAAAAAAUGUUUACAUUAAGUAUUACAUCUAUUUUUUCUAUCAAUGAUUUGAUAUAUUAUCUAUUUUUCCUACAGUUUUUAAUUUAAAUGAAAAAUUGGCUAACAAAAAUGUAUUAGUUAACUGACUUUAUUUAAUUUACAUUUAAAUUUAUGUCACUGGUACAAAUAACUAUUCCCAAUUUUAAAAUACAUAAUAUGUUGAUUUAACACAUUUAAAA